CGCCUCAAACGUUCAUCACUUGGGCUAAUUGAAUCAUCUCGUUGACAAUUGAAUUUGGUGGUGAUCGGUGGAGGUUUGGGGGGUUAUAUUUUGGUACGGCUGGUCAAUACUUGAAUCGGGGACUGACCGAACGGCUCACGGGACUCACCUUCUGCCUCACGGUGAUACUUCACUCGCUGGACUCACCGAGUCAGUCACAUUCUGACACUCGAGGUAGCACGACCUCUCGACUUCACCUGAGAGCUCUCACUAGGUGUCAACCUGAUUGAUCCAUUUGUGAUUCUGUGACAUUUUUUUUGAGAGGUUUUGGGGUGACAGUUCGGAUCUUUGGAUUUUUUUUCUUUCUUUUUUUUUGCGUUUCUUUUUUGAUGAAUUGAUUUUGUGAACACGUGGGGAAUAUUGACGGACGGAUACACGUGGGCACUGGUUUGGGUUGGAGUGCUGUGAUUUUUUGGUGAUGCGAUGAGUGUGGAUACAGUGGUGAGGGCUGAUAUUGGGAUGGAGGAGAUUAUGAUGAGGGACCAGAGGACGACGUAUCACAGGGUGAAGACUCAACGGGUUCGGUCCGACACGAAAAUUUAUGAUACCAGGACAAUUAAUUUUUGUGGAAUGAACCGGGGGGUGUGCGAUGGUCAUUUUGAGUGCAAGGGUAGAACGAGGGGAGAGUGUAAUGAGUGCGGGGUGAAAUAUCUGGUGGAUAAUGGGAUUAAAAAAUGCGGGAGAAGUUGGAGAGCGACAAGUGGCGGAUACAAAUGGCUGAGGUUAGGUAGCCUACUAGUGACGCUGCUUGUGGUAUCGGUACAGGGUGCACCAACGAUGACACUCGAGGACAGACGACUGAAUUCACCAGAGAAAUGGAUGAAUCCUUGUGGCGAAGGACUUGCCACGGAGGAGAGUGACGGUGAGCCGGAAUAUGGUCCUCUGACUGAUGCUGAGCUUCUGAAUGUCGUAGCUGUUCAAGCGAGAACUGCACUCCAUCAGGCUCAAGGGUUCAAGGACAAUUACAUCAAACAGACGUUUAACACCGACUUUGCCGUUCUGCACUCGGAGUGGAAGGACAACCACUACGAUUGGCUGCCUGGUCUCGAUAAGAUACCGAAACAACUCGGGGAACCACUGGCACCGGAGUACCUGAGCAAAUUGGGAUUAGAAAUGCUUGACAAUAUUCUACUGGACAUCUACGAGUACAUGCAGACGUACGCCGUAGGUCUGGAGCAAAUAGUCUGGGAUCAGGAGGAUCAUCGGCUUGAGUUCCUCCAGAAGUUCAAGGACACCGAGUCAAGUCUCCAAACGGUGCUGUGUGAAUUGCAAGCUGCUCUCAUAGAACGCGGAGUAACACCGAGAAACAACAUAACCCGCCAAGUAAUGCCCAAUGAUUAUCGCGGUGGUAUGUCGUCACAGGCAACAUUCAGAAAUUUACGUGACUGGCUUAUAUUUCGUGACUACAUGAACGGAUUGGAGUACGUUAUAGAGGUAUUUGGACACUUGGGUCGUGGUGUCAAGUCCUGAAGGCGGCUAGGCGGAUGCCGGCGAAGGGCAAUCAGACGACGACUCCGUUACUUAAGGGAAUUGUCAGAACGACUUUAGUCUGGAGGCUCUACUAUCUUAAUGAGAAAUAAAUGAUGUCGAUAGCUUUAGACUGUGGGAUUUUUUGAUCGAGAGACAUUGGAUCGUAUCACUAUGUCCGGGACAACAUGGCUGUCUCGUUCAUACGGCACAAAAUGGCCGCUCCCGAUAUUUUGGGGGUUAAAUCGCUUGAGAUAUUGAUUUUCGUGAUUAUUGAGAACGCAUCGGGGGAUUAAAUCAUUGUUGCAGCGUUUCGAUUGCUUUGGGACAGCUACAUCUCCACUUUUGAGACAUCUGUUCAACAAAAUGGAUGUCGCAAAUGAGUUGGCUCAAAGCUCGACGUGGCAAUUUUUGAUUUUAAAACGUCGUUGAGUCUCAAUUCAACGGGGAUAAUCAUUUCUUUCGGUUUUUCUCGCAGAGUUUUCGGUCGGGUGUUCAAAUUCGUGCUGACUAUGAAGAAAUGGCGUGUUUCAUCUCCACCUGACAUAGUCAUGCCGAUUCUUUGUCUCUGGAUCGUACGAUCAGUCUUUUUUGAAGUGCAAAUGGAACUGUACAUAUUAUAUGUAUAACUCACGGUAGAAUCCAUGUAAUUUAGUAGGGAAAUGAAAUCUAGUGAGUCGUUAGAAUUGCCGCCCUCUUCCCCCGGUUUUCCGCCGCAUUCAAUAAUCGUUCCAUAAUUUCGCUAAUUAACCGUUUUAAAAAUGGUCGAAUUGCAUCUCCCUCUCGUAUUCAUCCGUAUACUUAUCAAAAUUUUUUAAUGAUUGAGCAUAAAGAUCUAAUGAUCUCAAAAAUUUAUUACAAUUUUUAUCAUCUAUCUGAGACGGAGGUUUUUCAAAUUGAUAAAAGUCUUGCGAUAACUUAAGAAUUUGACAGAUUCUAGCACUUGUUUUACUUCCAAUUAGUGCUCAUAUUAUUCUUAACAACUGAUUUUUAAUAAUCACCUAUGUGCAAGAAUACAAUAUUUUAUUCCGUCGCACCGACUUUAAAUUCAAUUUACACCGAAAUCUCGGGUUUUACGUAGGCAAACAAAUUUUAUAUUAAUUUACAUAAAAAAAAAACGGUAAUGCGGUUUUGUAUAUUGUUUAUUUGAUGAGGGAUAAUAAUGAGAUUACGUUUAAUGAGUAAAGACAGAGAGUGAAAGAAGGGCAUUGCCAGCAUAUAUUUGACCGGGGUGUACAGGGAAACCCUGCCUCUCCAGUUGGGUUUAUUCACGCUGGUAAAAAUCGCAGGGAAAAAAAAAAUAUCACCAGCCGACCUGUACACUCUCAUACAUAGAUAUACGCAACACGUACACAGUAUUUUGCGGUUUCUUCACCUUGCGAGAGAGAAUACGUACAAUAAAUGCAUGCGAAAUACUGAGCCCGCGUAAUCCUCAAGGAAUCCUCUCGUAUCCACAACUUAAUUGUAAUUAAUAUUUAUUAACUAACGGUAGUAUUAUCCUCGUAUUUAUUCAGAUUAUUUAUUUUUAUUUUUGUAAAGGCUUUACACUUCGUAUUCACCAACCAAUUUUUUUUGUUGAAAAUUGAAUUUUUGGGGAGAAAAUGGUGGUGUUGGUUUACGAAAUAAAAAAAUCUAGUGACUCGUGUGAAUACGGAACAACUUCUCCUGCUGAAACAUGAGAAGAAUUACGAGAUUUGAGGCAUGAUUGUUUUUUUUUGUCUGUGAAAUUCACUCGUGUCACUAGUUUAUCCAGUGGAAUACCUAUUUCCUCGUGAAUUCGUCGUGUCGCGCUGCUGCUGUCACCUUUCAUGAACUAUUUAUAAAAAUUCACGCAUUCACUUCACCCUAGACAAUUUAAUGUACGUUACGCACUCUAGAAAUAUUACUCUAAGAAAUGUUUAUCGAUCAACGAAUAUUUCCACGAGCUUCAUCUCCCGGUUCCUUCAUUUUCCGCAUUUAAGCACGAUUUUUUAAAUAAAGAGCCUGUGAUGUUCAAUUUUCAAUGCAUCCCAGACUCCGUCAUCUCGUGUCUGUGAUAAGCAUCGCAAACGUAUUAUAUUCCUUGUAAAUCCAUCUCCAUUAUCGUUUUAUUUAUUGUAACACCAGUAUUCAAUAUCCAAUCAAUCGACUUUAAAAUCGAAUUGAUGUCUUUGUUUUUUUUUUUAAUUUUAUAAUUUAUACAGUAAUCUAGGCGCCAAGAGCAGCAGCGUCGACCCAGUCUUACGGCAAUUAACUAAAAAAUUGAUUGAGAUUACAAUUACAAUAGAAAAACUGAAAAAUCCUAUCUGUCUGAAAAAUAAACCCAGCGAUCUCUGUCAGUACUACAUCAUCUGUAUUAAUCGAAACAACAGAUGAUAUCCGGUGUUAAUAAAAUUCGAAAAAGCAAUGAUUAGUCUAUUGCAAUCUUAAAUAAUUUAGGACUGAACAUGAGAAAUUUAUUGUGCGAUAAUAAAUGGACAAAAAAAAUUGUAAUUUUAAUUGUCAACCGCUUAAAUCGUAUAUAUUGUAUAUAAAGAGAUUCCGCUAUAACUUACGGAAAGAAACAUUAAAGAAAAUUGGAAAUUAUAAAAUUAUUAUAUAUGUGGAUAUGUAAUAUGUAAGGGCCCCUCUCUCAGUUGCCCGCUCUGUUGUAUCAUAAUAAACCAAAGACCGUUCA
Fopius arisanus is the source of this 4162-nucleotide messenger RNA. RefSeq lists its product as uncharacterized. The record is from RefSeq and is a predicted model, not a curated record. The transcript has 5 exons. The coding region runs from base 463 to 1509 and encodes 348 amino acids. Lineage: Eukaryota; Metazoa; Arthropoda; Insecta; Hymenoptera; Braconidae.